Porites evermanni is the source of this 16554-nucleotide messenger RNA. The record is from the annotation of a GenBank genome assembly. Lineage: Eukaryota; Metazoa; Cnidaria; Anthozoa; Scleractinia; Poritidae.
AGUUUCACGAGAACAGAAACUCCCCCAGUUGAGCUAGUGGAAGUUCCAAAGGAAUACAAAGGUUUAGUGAUCGGCAAAUGGGGCAAAAAUCUAAUGGAUAUCAGUAACAGUACAGGAGCGGAAGUAAUUAGAAGUAGAAACGGAGAAGUCUUCAUUACUGAAGGUAAAGAGGAAGAAAGGGAGCAGGCAAGAAUGCAAAUCAAAGUAAAAAUUGUAAGUAAAUGAAUAAGCUGAAUGUAGUAAAUGAACAUAGCGGAAUCUCCGCAUGCGCGAAGCCUCCAUUGCUAUCGAUACGAGAAAAUUUUCGUUUGACGCCAGCGUAAGCUCGUCCGCCCCCCGCCCCCCGCCAGUGGCUUCAUAGCUCAGUUUGUAAAGCAUCGCACCGGUAAUCGCGAGGUCAUGGGUUCAAACCCCGUUGAAGUCCUGAAUUUUUUUCAGGCUUCUUUACGCAAUUGCAUAAAUUGCGUUCACUGCGACGAUCAUUUCUUCAUUUUCAUUUCAUUUCCGCAGUUCAUAUAUGAUUUAUUUCAUACAUCAUUAACUUUAACAUUAUUGUUAUUGUCAUAUAAAUACGUGUUACACUUAUGAAUGCAUCGUUUAUUGCUAGGCUGGAGCGAGACUCAGAGGUCCAGGAAUCAAUAAGUUCGGUGUCUACAUCGAUGGCCUGAAUCUCCCAGAGAAAUGUAAACUAAAACUGGAGCAAGUGAGUCAGGAAGAUCGUGUUGUCAUCCCGGAAUCGUAUGCACAGUACCGACUGAAACCGGUCAAGGAAUUUAUGCAACAGGUAUGUCUUUUUUCUGUCGUAUACGUGGAGGAGAACUGUCGGUAACCAACGUGGAAUCCAAGAACAAGCUUGAACUACUCAAACUUUAAGCUGAUAGGCCAGUCAAAUAAAGCAGCUUAUUUUACACGCAUUCGUUAUAAGACAAUUCUUCUUACUAGAAGUAUUCUUUUAAAUACAACAAUAAUAAGGCUAAGACGAAAGAAAAGACGAAACGGUUUUACACGUAACCAGAGCGUGAAAUUCUGGGAAAGUAGCCAUUGUCCAAGUGAAAUUAAUGCAGGCUGAUAUUUCUAAUCAUUCUUUGUCACUGAGUGAAAGAAUAGAAUAGAAAGAUCACUUUAACUUGCACCCGGAACCUCUUGACAUCUGUACAUGUAAACCUCACAAAGUCGUCUGUCCCGGCAUGAUAAUUCAUUGCACCAGAGUAGAUCGACUGAACACACUUAUCAUUAAAUAAGACUGACUCUUAUACUCAAACGCUCUAAAACUGUGUUUGGUAAACGAAAAAUACUUGUUGUUCAACACGUCAGUGCAAAUCUAGUACUAGAUAAUUAUUGAGCACGUGAUGUUAGACAAUUCCAGGUGUUGCACGUUCAGAUUAAACGGAAUUUUUUAUUUUUUGAAAAAAGAAACACAAAUGUUUUCUCUUUACUCAGCUAUAAAGUGUUCAAUAGGGUUAGUGGUUCCUGUUUUUUAUAGUUUUCAGUGUUGGGUCCUUGGAAAUUAGCACUACAAGAAGCAGUUAAAAAUACAACUAAAAAUUACUUUAGUUGUUUAUAGUUUUCUGUUUUACUCACAUUCCUCAGGAAGUCAGUCCUCCAACUGAUAAACCAAUCUACCUAUCAGGUCUUGUGAGUGAUGCUUUGGAAUCUCUUCAAAGGAUAAAACAAGAUAUGACCACAAGAGAGAACCUGAAAGCCGAUAUGUGGUGUCAUUUUGGAAAGGCCGUCGUCCGAGGACCUGACCAAGGUAAUGCUCAAUUUUGGCUUAACCGAUACACGUAUAAUCUAAUAUCGCUUGUGAGUCCUGUAGUCCUCGUUGUCCGAUCCAUCAGGUGAAAAUUGUCGCUACUUCUCUAGCUUGUCAAUCUGUUGCGCGUUAGUUCAUUGAAUGCUCCUGUACUAAAUAAGGGUUGUUUUCCACUGUCGCGUAAAAUUUACGAGCGUAAAUGAAAUGGAGGCAAUGUAUGAAAGACCACGCGUAGGCGUAAAAGUUGAGCGAGGCUCAACUUGUACGUUCACGAGUGACUUUCUAUACAUUAGAGACCUUAAGAUCGAGGUUGGUCAUUUUACUGCAAACGACAACAUAUUUGGGACCUUAGAUUCGCGGGUGGUAGCUCGCGGCUGCCAUGUUAGUAUUCAUUUUAUUUUAGUUGAGAAAUUUUCUUCAAAAUUACUUCUUUUUGAAAUGGAAUUAGGUAAUCACUACGCAAAAAAGUUCUGAAAAGUCGUAUUUCUUCUCAAACGUGGGAUUGUGAUGUUUUAGGGUGCAAAAAACCUUGAGGGAAAUCACUUCCCUCUGGAGCGUGGUCUAGCGGUACAAACGUGAACCUCAAACCGCAAACCUGACGGCAAGGCCCUGGUCACGUGACUUCUUGACGUUCGCGGUUCACGGGAAAUGCCGAAAAACCUCAAUCUUAAGGUCUCCAUUACCUCUAUUUUACGCGCGUAAAAUUUAGAUGCACACGCACGUAAAAUUGCGCGACUGUGGAAAUGCACCUUAAGAGAGGAAUUGAAGAGAGCCCACGUUUAAACCGUUGGCUUGUGAACUGAUUUUGCGCUUUGCUUUAUCCUUUUCCACGUCUCCAUCACCUUAGGGCCUCGUAUUUUUGUUUGGUGUAUAUGUGUGGGUGGGGGAGGGGUGGUAAGGGAGUCAGAAGGAGGGGAACGCAUCAUGUUAAUAAUAAGGAGCUUAAGCAACAAUGACGGCGACGGUAAGAAAACGUUACCUAAAGAGUGACUUUGCGCUGCUUUACACUUUAUUUCGCUUAUUCCAUCUCUUUAACUCGUCAAAUGUGGGCAAAUUUGUUUUCCGUCCCCCAAAAAACGUGAAAUUAGGCACUUUCACCAUGUAGUCGUGCAGUAACUACAAAGAAAUUUACAAAAAAGCGUGAUGUACGUGCAGAGGUGUUUUGCCAAUCUAAACCCCUUGCUUUUUUACCGUUUUCGUUGACGUUGACUUCCCCCAGCUCUGAUGUUUGCAUGUUAUGACUUUCUAUUUUUGUGUCUUAUAUUAUGUCAUAAAAUGUAUGCAGAAGAAGCUGAUGGAGGAAGGUGGAGUAUUGAUGAGGCAACAAACAAGUUUAAAUCAUCACUUGGAGGAAACUGCUGGAAAAUAGCAUUGAAAUCAGGAGUGAAACUGGACGGAAAAGUUCUGGAAAGACAUAUCUGCGAAACAAAUCCAGAUGAGUACCUGGAUUAUGUUGCAAGAUAUGAGUUAGAAUUUGUAACGCCCUGCAGUUAUCAAGUAAUGUGCAAGGUGAGGUUCAAAAUUCAUUUCGUCAACUAUAUUUCGCUAUAUUUGCUAAUACUCUAUCCUUUUUGUCAUAACUGUGCUAAGGUCUAUUGCCCAGAUACCAAAACUCUAGGAGGUAUCGUUGGUUGAGUGUACGCGUAAACGAACUAACAAUUGGAAUGUGCAGUUCUUAUGUCAGAAAAAUUUUCUAUCCAAGUGGUCAACAAAAUAGAAACCCGUCAAUUUUAAUAGUAAUUUGUCGAGGCUUAUUUUAACAAGUAAAGAUGCCAUAACAAAAAUCUGAGAGGAGGUUCCUACUAGCAUUAAAACACAGCUACCACCAGUUAAAAAUACUAUAUGAGCGAAGUCUGCUUAACUAUAAAAGUGACUGUUUCCCUUAAUCCUCCAUGGACUGCCUUGGCAGCUAUGGAGGAUAUCAGUAGCCACUGGAGUGCUAGUUACGUUGUGACCUAAACGUAAAAGCCACAGAUCUGGAACCACUAAUUUUAAGAAUUUUUGGAAUGGUGUAAAUGAUCACAUCAAGCUCCUCUCUCUCGAACGUUCUAAUAAAAGCUAAAGUCAAUUCUUAUUCAUAAAUAUUAAUUGCAGAUUUAUCAACACUAUAUAAUUUUUUGGCUUUGCGUCGUUUAAUACUGGUAUACUUAGUUUUCUCUUGCUGUCUUUCUUUUUUUACAAGUUUUUUUUCCUUUUUUUGUGUGUAUGUUUUGAAACUGUGUGUGGUGUGUGGUACCUGACCCUUAAUAUAAUCAUUUAUUAAUAACCUAAGUAAGGCUGCCCUAUCUUUUUUCCCUCGAUGGUUGAUAUAUAACAAUUAUUCACCAAAGUGGUGGCGGCUAGUGGUGCCAUUUACUGAGCCACGAAGCGGCGAGGUUAAUACCACCACUAGCCAUCGAUACCGAGGUGAAUAAUUGUUUCAGUAUAUACUAAAACAGUGAGAUAAUUGAGCACAAAAAUGAUGAUUUUUAUUUCAUUUACUGUUGCCGACGUUUACAAUUUUGGCGCGCAAUGACCGAACGGCCGCGGCCGUCGAUUUUUCUUGCCGACAAAUACAACUUUUGAAGGCAUUUGUUUAGCUCUUGCACGGAAAUUUCUUCAAAAGGAGCUGUGAUUUCUUUUUGUAAUUAAAAUCAUUCUGUAAAAAAAAUUAUUAAAUUUAGUUUAAGCUUAUUUAUGAACAACUCAACUAAAUAAAGUAACGCAAGAGUUAAGCUUAAUUUGCAUUUUGUAAACAAAAAACUUUUUCACCGGUUUCAUCGAUAAAUUGAAGUCAAGAAGACAAAGCUUUACCUGUUAAAACUUCCAAACCGAACUUCGCCACCUUCUUCGUGUUUUUCGGGAACAGCUUGCUUGAUUAUUUGUGAAAUUUCUUUGUUUGUUACGGCAGCAAACCGGGAAGCCAUUUUGCUCGUAACUUACGCGAGUUUAGCGUUGCUCGCUCAGAAGAACUGGAGGUGAAUCAGGGAAUAGUAUUGGAUAUUAACUGAUGGAGUAGCCAAUCAGAGCGCGCGAAAAAUACUAUUUACUGUUUUAGUAUAUACUAAAUAGAUUUAGCCAGGGCUAAAACCGAAGCUCUCGAUAAUAUUUAUGGUUUGCCCAAACAAAAUAUAAAAUCGUGUAAUGCUAAAGUUACGGAAAACGGGCAACAAAAAACAUGCAAUUCGUUUUGCAACAUUCCUGCAAAACGAGUUGAAAAGCGAUGUUCCGCGUUUUACCACCCACAUCAAACCUGUCUUGCAACAAAUCAGGUUGUUAACAGGUUUGAACGACUGUGGUAAAACGCGCAACAUCGCUAUUCAAGUCGUUUUGUAGCAAUGUUGCAAAACAAGUUGCAUGUUUUUUGUUGCCCGUACCUUAAGCGACAGGGCAACGAGAACAUGUAAUAAGCAAAAAAGCAACUUUGGAUGUGCAGCACACUUUGCCUUUGUUUUGCACGACUACGACGUGAAACUUCCAGAAACUCCCUAGUGACACGUUUUAUGGAAAAAAUGUCGGACGUGUUCUACUUCACUUGGCGGCCGCUAGCAUUUCUAGUUUUCUCACCACCGCUACGAAGUUUUCAUGUUGUUCUUCCAACAAAAAAUGUCUCCUUUGUUUUUAGCUCUCUGUCGCUCUUUUUCUCGUUGAGCUUCGCCGGACUGUCGCCUACUUUCUCUUUCUCAAUAUUUCAAAUUUGUGGGCAUGAGCAUGUAAGCUUAAUACUUUAGACAACACGGAUACUGAAACAAUUUUGUCUUCCGCCAUAAUAACCUCUAGGUUCAUUUGGGCUGCCAUAGCUGUAGAGUUAUUUAACAUUGAUAUGCCUGUGGUGCGAAUGGACGGUCGGUCGGUCGGAUGUACGGUCACGUGAAUACCAAAAUUGGAUGGGUAGAUUACUACAUUUUCUUAGGUAUGGGACUACGCUCGUGCGCGCUUCGCGCGUUCGUGUGGAGCUCCGCAAUUAUGGGCAGCCUUCAAAAUAUGUUGAAGGCACAAAUGUAAUAACUGGUCACAAAUGUAAUAAAGGUCACAAGUGUAAUAACAUUUGGUCACAAUUGUAAUAAACAUCUAAACUAAGCUAAAACAAAUGAAAAUCACAAUGAAAUCUAAAAUCCCACAGAGGGCAUUCUUUCCUAUGCUUUUAUACCACACUGUGCACGAGUAAAAAUUUUUAAAAAUUUAAAAAUUUCAGAAGAUAUCACAUCAAAUCAAAGGUGAGCUGAAUAGCUAAAAUGUCACAGGAAAUUGUAUAGGUAAACUCCUUCCUUAGGGGAUAUCACGAUUAUGUGACUGAGUGGGAACCAAGAUUGGGAGACUUUUAUACACUCAUGCCGAACCUAACAAUAUAAAGGAUCCAAAAAAACGUUCUGACGACUCAACAAUGGAAAGGUCAUAGUCAACGGGAAAUGAGUAAAGAGAGUUGGUGUAGAAUUGGCCUUGAGGUUCCUUGUGAGUAUCGGGCAAAGGUAAAGAGGAUGAAGGUUAUGUUCUCAGAAUUGACGGGGACACGGAACAACUUUGCAGAAGUAAGGGGGAUACAGUGAGUGAAGGUAUAACCAAUUAGCAAGUUUACAUGUAAUUCGUAUGAGGGUAACCUAUCGUGCUUAACCAAUUCUGGUCUCCUUCGCAGCCGUCCGUCUGAUGCCAUCAAUAAGAGCUAUUUGAAGCAUUUUCCGGCCUCUAUCUCGCUUAAAAUUAAAGGUUCCAAACUAUCCGAAACUUUGCAUACCUGUCGUGCUGUUCCCAAAGCUUAAUAAUAGCUUGCGAAGCUCGCACAAAAGACUUUCACCUUCCACUCAAGUUUCGCCUUUCGCUUUCCCCCUCCCUACUUCUUUUGGUUCUCUUCAACUUCCCGUUCUUUACGUUUUUCUUAGGCCCUUUUGACUGAAUUCCCCUUUGUUUGGAUAUGAUUUGAAAGUCAUCUUUGCCCUGCACAAUUCAGAAUACAAAGUUAUAUUACCUUUAAUUUAUGUCUCUGAGUGAGUUACUCUUUUUAAAUUGUUAAGUUGGUAAUUAUUACAUUUGUGAUCAAAUAACAUUUGUGACCUUUAUUACAUUUUUGACCAAAUGUUAUUACACUUGUGACCUUUAUUACAUUUGUGACCAGUUAUUACAUUUGUGCCUUCAACAGCCUUUACUCUCUCCAUAUUUUAUAUUAAUUUUUUUGUUUCAUGUAAUUCAAUGUAGGGUACAAAUAAAGUUGUUGUUGUUGUUGUUAAGACACAAUCGCCAGCACUACGUUACUCCUUUAACUUUGUUGGGUGUAUUAAAGAAUGAACAAUAUCCACCAUUCAAAAUUUUGAAGAUAGAGUUCAUCAACGCGAAUAACAAAAUGAAGGUCGAAAUGUGUCGUGAGAUACUAUGAGUUCGAUUUCUGUUUCAUGGUGAUGAUAUCUUUCAUCAGCUGGAGGCCUAAUCUAGUUUUUCGGAAGGUAGCUCUUCUUCUCUUUUCGAUAUCGCAGCUGAAAGCACAGAGUAACGAAAUUUGCGUCGGUUUCUACAGUAGAACCUCGAUAAGACGAACUUGAAUAACUCGAACUCUCUGUUAACAAUUUCUUUCGGAUUUCACCCCACUUUUCAGUCAUUUUCACUCGGUUAACUCGAACUCGGAUAACUCGACUUCCCCGCUAAGUUGAACUGAAUAUGUUUUCCCUUGAUCAAAAUGUCACUGAAAUUAACCCCGAUAACUCGAAAUCUUGUUCUUGUAACUUCACUCGGACAACCUCCCUUUACUUUUCUAGUUUCUCACGUUGUAUAAUCGGUAAAUUACUUUCACAGGUGUGGGUCGCAAAAAGGAACGUCGGCAAAAAACUGGAAGAUAUACCAGCUCCUCCUAGUGACGUCAAGAAUAUUUUGAAGAAGAUAGAAUUCAAAGAUGAAACAACACGUUCACGAUGCAAGGGAUGGCUGGUUCUACCAUCUCGAAAGUACUUGCAAGCAGACAUUUUGUUUCCUGGCUGCGCAUUUGAUUGUAGGCUCCAUAUUCGUGGGAGGAUUGGUAAGAUUUUCUGUUAUGAAUACGUUAGUGGAAGCAUCACAUUACAGUGGAACCUCGAUUUUAACGAAGUGCCAAGGGACUGGGGAAAUUCGUUCGUUAAAUCGAGGGUUCGUGAUAUCGAACACCUCCAUUUGACGAAUUCUCGGGAAAACUACCAAAAUGUUCGUUAUAUGGAGGUAGACUUAGUAAUUUAGGUGGCUCGACCCAGUAUUUUUAUAGACACACCCUCCAACUUUGAAUCUCUUAUACUUAAACAAAUCAAUCUGUACUGUAAAGCGAUUGUGACACAUGGAUUACACUUAGACUAAACAAUAUUGUGGUAUUUUUGGGGGGCGAUCGGAAUAAAUGUCACAUGACAAUGACGUCACAAUGGUUUUAGUUAUAAAUAGAAUUUUAGCCCUUUUCGGCAUUUCCUUUUGAAAUGCUUUUUGCUACGUAUUCUUUGGAUACAUGUCUUCUGCUGUGCGAAGUUUCAAAAUAUCUAUAAGAGGAAUUUCGAGAUAUCUUAGAAUUUCUAUAAAAAGGGUAUAAAUUAUGCAUGCACUGAAGACUGGACUUAAUGAAGACAAAUUUGCUACUUUUUGGAUAUUUCCGAAGGGUUUUAUCACUCACUCGUUUUGCAAAUGAACCUUAUACACUCUAGAAGCCGCUGAACGCAAGUACACUUUCGCAAUUUAGAAAAACAUGAACUUAUGAAUCAGGGUAAAACGCAAUGCUGAGUUCUUUUUGUAAUUUCUAAGGCUACUUUCACGGAAACAGCGAUUAAAACAAAAUUUCUCGAUAGAUUUUUUAAAAACUUUUUUAGUAUAUUAAUUGAUCAUUGUACUAUUAUUAAAUCCCCGAAUUUCGUGUCGAUUGAAAACUUCUAAAGUUGUCUAACAUGGGCGGAGAAGUGAGUAUGCUGCAUGGUAAUUUGAUGUUGUGCUAAACUCGAGACAACAGGAAGUCCCAGAGCAAAUACUUAGCCAGUAGAAAGUGUUUUUUUAGCAGCAGAAAAACUUCGCCCAUAUUUUUGUUCUGUAAAUGAACACUUUGCACUAAUUUAUGAUGCAUUGGUCUCUCGUCAGACAAUGCGCUUGUGGCAGACUACGCACCCAAGACAGAGGUGAUACAGAUAUUAGCAAGAUACCUAUCUGACCUGACUUUAACAGAUGAAGAGGGAAUUGGAUUUUGUCGACUACCAGAGGGGAAAAUACCCCAUGGAUUUCAUCUUAUUUAUAAACGGUGUUCCAAACGAUCUGUGUACGAAAUCAGUCCAGGCUUCACAAUCAUUCUUUCUAAGGAGAACUCUUGGCGAAGUGACGGGCGGAAAGAGGAAUCAAGGGAAUCGGUAUGAUGAAAUUAUGACCAUUUCUCGACUAUUCUGUUCUGAGAAAACUUAAGAUAGUUGUGUCGCCGCGUUCAUAAACGAUUGCAAAAGAAGAUUUACUGAAACACACAUCUGCGUACUAUUUAAGUGAUUCAGGUUUACAUGUACAGUGAUAAUUGUUAUCAUUGUCAUCAUCUUUUUUUCUGUAUGUUUGUUUAUGCUGGUUUUCACAUCACGUCAUCAAAAUUUAUACCAAAGAGUAAUCGAUCCUCCUGAAUGAAUUUUUACUUGCAUGAAGUAUUAGAGCAGCUUAUAAGUAAAGUUUAUGCAAAUGUAAACUUCGAAACGGUUUUCGCUUUGUGAUAGAGUACGCUUGAAUUUCUAAGCUUUUGCGUGAUACGGCAUUUACAUGGCGGCCGAGAGAGCUGUCAUGACUGAUGUCUAUUUUGGGGGUUUUUGCUAUCCGGUCAGUCAUUGUAUUAGAAAUAGUAAUCUGUUCAAGCGUGUUUUGACUAUCUGUCACGUGAAACGUACGCAAAGUACUGUGAUGGAGCAAAAUUAAAGCGUUUUGACCUUUGAUCGUUGUCGCCCGCACUCCGUAUUACUAGUUUAGUUAUUUAUUCUCUGUUCUGGCAGACCGACCUACACCUUCACUGCAGAGAAUGGGACGAUUUGCUUGAUAAUGGAGACUGGAACCCGGAAAUGAUAGCUGAGACACUACCAAAGUUUUUUCGCUUCGUAAAGAAAGUGCAAGCAAUUGUUUUGGAGGGAGAAGGUAAAAUGCAUUAACUAUGGUUUUGAGUUGAUAGUAAAAUUUAUACAGAAGCCUUAAAAUCGAUUUUAUUUUGUGUUACAUGACAAUGUACUAGAAGUGGAUUAUUUAACAAUUAUUCCUCGAGCCCGAAUGGGCUCUGAGUCAGUAGCCCAUGAGGCCGAAGGCCGAAUGGGCUAUUGACUCAGAGGCCAUGAGGGCGAGAGGAAUAAUUGUUUUUAGUAAAAUCCAACUAGUUGGUCAAAAAUGUCGAGAAUAAAAAAAUUUUAGCUAGUUAAAAGCUAGACUUUAAUCCUUUUUUGCCGCCAAAAAGCCCGGUCUUUUAAUUACUAGGGGGCUAUAACAUAUAGCCUAGUAGUAGCUCAACCAAUCAGAACGCAGCAUUGAUAAUAGACCACCAGUUGGAUUUUAUUAAAAGCACAUACAGCUUUUCAAGGCAAAUUUUUUACUCAGGCGCUACUAUUCUCAACUUCAGUUCUGACUGCUCGAAAAAACUGAUACACUGUUAUUAACUCACUCGAAUAACGAUCGUUAUAAACACACCACAGCCAGACCCGUAAACACGAAAGAAAAAACUAUUAAAAAAGGGACCGUGAACCCAUUAAGUUUUUCAUACAUACUAGGUAUAUUGCGUGCAUUCGAAAAUGCCCAUUUCCCCUUAUCUUUUAUUUAUUUUUUGUUUUUUUAAAGACCAAUUAUGUUUGCAGUACCUUUUAUCCCAUGCCAUACAGAAUAGAGCCAAUUAGAAAGCUACAAAUCUGUUGCAUAUUCUGCGGUACGGAACGGGUAGUAUUUCAGGAAAAAAAUACCGGUACUGGUGAUGCUUGCGGCCUCUAUUUUCCCAACGAAAACAGAGACGUUUACAAAAGUCAAAACUUGUCAUUGUACAAAAAUUGCCAGGGGCAUUAUUCUUCACUUUACAGUUAACACUUAACCGAGUUUCACCUAUUUUCCGGACUUCUAAGAAAUCAAACUAAUACCUGGCAAAACGAAAUCCAACAUAGUACCACGGAAAAAGAACUAUAGAAAUGUAUAAUCCGAGAGUAAAACAAAUCAGUGAAGUAACCAUGUGAAUGCCGAGGCGAAUUACAUUUCGAAACAACAAGCCUAACUGAAAUCCAGCAGAAACAUUUUAAAGCUCUCUUUCUUUUAUUCAGCUUUAUCCAGGAUGCAGUUAAAGUAGACACGUGAAUACCAACUUUAUUUAUUGACAACAGGGGCACCCAACGACUUUUUUCUGUUAAGUAUCUGUUCGGAGAAGUAAAUAUUGCCUAGGAUUUUUUAUAACUUGAGGACGGCUAAAAAUUUCUAGAUGAAGCUUACGUAAUAAAUUCUUUACGAUUUUCUGAAGUUAUUUUUUCGCAUUUCACCGUCCAGGUUAAACAAUUUUUCGUAAAAAAAAAUAGAAACCUAAACUUUUCGGAUACCAAAACGCGAUGGAGAGAGGACUCAAUAAAAUUCUCACUUUCGUAAUACGUUAUAUUACAUCUAACAUUUUUGGGAAAAUACUAUUGAAGCCCUUGUAAUUUCGAAAAGACUCAAGUUCCCCUAGAAUAACCGAACAGGUACCAAUUUUAUAGGGCCUCUCUGAAUUCAUUUCUAGAGAUCUAAAAGUACUCUGGAUAGCCUGUAUGUAGGAGGAAAGCGUCGUUGGGUGCCCCUUUGACAAACUGUCGAUAAUUUGGGCAAUGCUGUUUACAGAUGACGUCAAGGUCGACGUUUCUCCGUUUUAUGUGUUCGUGUUGAGUGGCUUGGGAUAAAUCAGUUACGUGAUGCUUUCGAGUGGUAUACCGUAAAAUACCCUACGAGUUGCUUGAUAAGUCUAAGUAUAUACACGAUCCUUUCGGUUUCUGUGAGAAUGUUCUGGGGCUUUUUGAAGCAUGUGUUCAAAAAUUCGGUUUGAUAUAUAUUUUUGUAUGUUUUUCUCUCUAAGCUAUAUUUUUAGACCACCGUAAGUUUGAAAACUGUAAAAGGUUGCUCUUUCUUUAAAUAAAGUUAUCUGAUUGUAUUGCAUUGUAUUGUAUUGACAACAUAAUGUUAAUGACUUAUUUAAUUCUUACCCUGAUAACUUUAUAUACAAUUUCUCAUUGAGGUUGCUGUUACUUGUUAGGAUCGAGAGCUACUGGUUUUUCCAGUUGAUCUACUGUUAAGUGUUACUCUCGUUAAAUGAACUAAGGACAUUGAGCAAAAUUUAACGUUUCUUGGCUUUUUAUGUUUUUGUUUUUUUGGUUGCAGUGCCUCCCGAAAUACUUGCGCGGGGUCUUGCAGCCGUGGAAGCCUACAACAAGGCCCUUUUAAGUGGAAAAACCGUUCUCAAAAGGCUUCCGUUAAUGCUUAUUGGUCAGGACCAAGCAGGAAAGACCAGUUUAAAGAAAUCUUUGAGAGGAAUGGCUUUCGAUCCGGAGGAAGACAGCACUGAUGGAAUACAUGUGGAUCCUUCUUUCUUCAACGUGUGCACAGAGACAUGGAGGACUGGAGAACAGAAUGAAGGGCAAAAUUCAGAUAAAGAGAUUUCUUUUGAUUAUCAAACGGCACUACGUAUUGUAGAUAGUCUGAAAAAGGAAAGGAAAAGUACCAAAGUACACACAGUCACAGAGAAGGAGUCAAGUCUGUUCGAUUCUGAUAGUGCUAACGUAGAACCGGACACGCGAAACACUAAGUCAUCAACAGUAGGAGAAAACCCUCAGAAAUCUAGAUAUCCACCCCCUACCACUAGUAUUAACAUACCCAGUGUUGCCCUUGAUCCGAAAGAAUCAAAGCCCGUAGGGAACUUUUCAGCUGUAGAUGUUCCUGAUGAGGUGGCAUCUGUGGCUGAAACAUUACUCCAAAGUGCCAGGAAGGAUAAUGAAGAUGACGUUUAUUCAACUUUCUGGGAUUUCGCUGGUCAGUCUGUUUACUAUGUGACACAUCCACUAUUCCUUACGAAGAAAGCCAUAUACUUCUUGGUGUACGAUCUGAGCUUAAAUCCACACGAUGAAGCUAAGCCUUUGGUGAAGAGUGGAGUAUACAAGAAGACUCUGGAAAGCUUCAGUAGUCUAAAGACCAAUUUAGAUUAUCUGGAGUUUUGGAUGAAGUCCGUUGCGUCUCUAGCCAGUCAGGGGGAAUGUCUGAGCUCGGAAUUGCUACCAGAGAAGCUUCCUCCAGUUUUCUUGGUAUGCACUCACGCUGAUACACCUUACUGCGGCCGUGAUUCCAAAGACCUUACCAUCGAAAUCUUUGGUUUACUGAAAAAUAAACCAUUCGGUUGCCACCUGCAUGACGUGCCGUUCUUUGUAGAUAACACACGUUUGCGAAACAACAAUUCUGAGUGCUCACAAGUCCAGCUCUUGCGGAAGGAAUUAGUUUCCGUCGCCAAAGAGCUACCGCUAACUCACGACACCAUUCCAAUCAAAUGGCUAAAAUUUGAGAAGGCGCUUCAAGUAGCAAAGAAAAGAGGACACAAGUACAUUACUCUGGAGACAGCAAAAGACAUUGCAAAAGCCUGUGAUAUUGAUGAAGACAAAGAGAUCAAGACCCUGAUGGACUAUUUGCACGACCUAAGGAGUUUAAUCCAUUUUGACGACAACGCAGACCUGAAUAAGUUGGUGGUUUUAGAUCCUCAGUGGUUGGUUGACGUGUUUAAGACAGUGAUAACUGUCAAACCGUAUGAUCCGUAUGAUCGUAAAGAAAAGAAGGUCGUAAGCUUAUGGUGUAAGCUUGAGAAGGAAGGAAUCCUAGAUGAAACGCUUUUGGCACAUGUGUGGGGCCCCUUGUUUGACAACCACGACGAAGAAACAUAUCAGAUUCUUAUAGAAAUCAUGAUGAAAUUUAGUUUGCUGUGCCCAUGGCCUUCAGGUGGUAAAAACAAGAGUUAUCUUGUCCCAUCAAUGCUGAGAUCACAUCCACCAGAGGAGGUUCUUGGGCUGGUUAAGAAGGCAAAAGUUCCUCCUCUUUUUGUCAAAUUUUUAAACGGCCAGGUACCUCCAGAUUUGUUUCCUCGUCUAGUUGUGCAGUUCUGUCAGUGGGUAAAAGACGAAUGCAAGGUAUUAGAACAGCCUCAGUUGUUCCACGAGUUUGCACGACUUAUUACAUCUAAAGAUGGCGACUCGGUUAUCCUUAUGUGCCACUCCUCAGUCGUUGAAGUUGUAGUUCUUGGAGAUGAUGACAGUCACAAAUUGGCAGAACGUCUGUCAGCAAACAUGACAUUAUCAACAGACUUCCAGGUUGAAACCACUAAGUUAAUCUGUCCUAGUGAUGUUCACAGGCGACUAGUUUCGAUACUUGAACGCAUGCACAAGGAAUCUCGCUGGCAACGAGAUAUGAGUUACGAAAUCAGUUUCCUAUGUCCAGUCUGCUCUCCUGAAGGUGUUGUUAACUACUGUCAAAAUCAUGGCACUGAAAAAUGCAAAGAAGAAGAGUGUCUGCACUUCCUGUGUGAAUCAGAGCUGCGCAAUGCCAAAGAAAUAAAAGUUUGCCACAAGGCUUCGUUUGCUCCGAAUCUUAGAGUGCAAGUGAAGCUGUUUGAACCUUGGUUUGCUUCUUCAACAGAGCAGGUAUGUAAAUAGCGUAAGACAUGUUUCGAUCUUACCAAGGACCAUCUUCAGCUACAAAUGAAGGUUGCCGAAUUAAUGUUACUUAACACGAACGACCAGAAAACCGGAUAACCGCGUCAGUUCAGGAACGGUACAAUUUAUAAUUAAAGCUGUGUUUAUAACACAAUCGUCUUCGCUAACUCUAAUGCUAGGCAAAUUCGUGAGUCUCGUGGACACUUUUUCAAGCGUAUUGACAACUUUCUAUCUCUUUUAGUUUCUGUUUAUCAUUUGAAAUCUGUUUUUGUACGGACUCAUGAACAUUGUAAUUAUCCCCAUGUUUAACGCUGCAGUAAACAUUCCGAACGUGAGCAGUAAUGAUACUGUUGAGCAGGCCGGAAGUAACGUUUCCGCAACAGAAUUAAAGAACGCCAUUUUUUUAGCUUUGGAAUCAGUGGGAACAUAACACAGAUUUGCUCUUACGUUCAGGCCAUUGAAAUGGAAAACAAAAAUAAUUAGGAACUAACAACUAUCUGUGAUUAUAGUUACCGAAAUCAUUGUUUUCUUUCAGGGUUCGCGCCACCCCAGAUCAGAUGGCCCAACAAAAGAAGCGGGACUCCGAAGUAUUCCAGAAGAUUGUGCGACAGAGUUAAACAUCACUCUGUUGGCGAGUGAGUGGGGUUCAUCCAUGGGUGGCUUGUCAACGAUAAACAGAAAGCUUGGAGUUUUGCUAGCCAAGCAACCUCAAGUCAAUGUCACUGUCCUUGUUCCGCAAACCGCUUGUUCUGAAGAGGAUAAGAAGAGCGCGUCACAGUCAAAUGUUACUAUUCAGGAGGCAAAGAUGCGUACAGGCUAUGAUGAUCCCCUAGACUGGUUGUGCUCUCCACCAAGUAGCCUUUCAAUUGAUGUCAUUGUGGGCCAUGGUGCUAAGCUGGGCAAACAAGCCCAAUUUAUUACCGAGUCUCAUAGAUGUAAGUGGGUGCAGAUGGUGCACACUGCACCUGAAGAACUUGGAAUGUACAAGGAGUAUCCUGAGGCAGUUGCUAAAGGCGAAAAGAAGAAUAAAGUUGAAGUAGAUUUGUGCAAACUGGCAGAUCUUGUUGUUGCUGUUGGGGCUAAGUUAAGGGAUGCCUAUUCAUCCUAUCUUAGGUCCUGUGAGAAAUCCCAAGAUAUCAUUCAACUGACUCCGGGCACCUUCGAUGAAUUCAAAGCAGUAAAGCAAGCCGCCCAGGAAGGGGAAAAGUUUAAGGUUUUAACCUUUGGCCGCGGCGAUCCUGAAGACUUCGAACUCAAGGGAUACGACAUUGCUCCGACAGCACUAGCUAAACUAGAGGACAACUCCUAUUGUUUGGUUUUUGUUGGUACACCCAAAGGGAAACAGGAUGAAGUCAAGGAACGUUUGCUCGAGUCUGGAAUCCCUAAAGAUCAGCUUAUUGUGAGGGAGUUCAUUCAAAGUAAAGAAGGGUUGAAAGAACUGUUUUGUGAGGUUGACCUUGCCAUCAUGCCUUCCAGAACAGAGGGCUUUGGAUUGACAGGUCUUGAAGCAUUGUCCGCUGGUCUUCCCAUUCUAGUAAGUGGCAAUUCAGGAUUCGGACAUGCACUGCGUGCUCUUCCACAGGGGCAUUCAUACGUUGUGGAAUCCAAAAACCCUAAUGACUGGUCAAAGGCAAUAGCUUCUGUUCGUCAAAAAGAAAGAGCAAAGCGUCUUCAAGAUAUCCAAUCCUUGCGAACAAGUUAUGAAGAGAGGUACAAUUGGGAGGAACAGUGUACAUCUCUUAUUGAGAAACUGUGGAGUUUGACUAAAGGUGAGCUUUCACACUAUUUAUUUCACUAACUGUUUAGAAAGAAAUGAACGGUUGAACGUAAUGGGAAUUUUUCUCAGGUUUACAGCAACAAAGGCACUUUUCAAACAUACCUUAGUAAGAUAAAGGGGUCAAACGGCCAAUUGUUGUUGCUGGAAAUAUCUAUAAGUCGUCUAGCCGUUUCUAGUUAACGAAGGUUGAUUAUUCUGGUAUCAUCUCACGCAUUUUGGUUAUCUGUGGCUUACGUACGUGUACCUUGUGCAUUGGGGGGUAAUCGAUACAAAAUGGGAUCACUCUCCAUAUAUGUGUAUAGUGUACACUACAUAUAUUUUGCGUUCUGCCGUUUAGUUCGUGUGCACUACAGUACACAGAAACCUUAACCGCUAUAGCACUCAGAAUUGUACGCUUAAGUACUCGGAGAAGGGAAAGA